AUGGCAGAGAUUGUUGUCCUGACUCUUGUACAGAAGCUGGGCAUGCUUCUUGCAGAUGAGUCUCAUUUGCUUGAUGGAGUGGAGGAAGAGGUUGAUUCUCUCCAUAGAGAACUGAUAUUGAUCAGUCCUCCUUUGAGGAAUGCUGAUAUGAGAUCCCAGGAAAAUGAAGGUGUAAAAGAAUGGGUUACCCAAAUUAGAGACUUGGCCUUUGAGGUUGAGGAUCUAAUUGAUGUCUUCUUGGAUAAAGUAGUCAGAAAACGGCAGCGAAACGUUGUCCUGAAGAUCAAGGGAUUACCCAACAAAGUCAUUACUCUACACAAAUUAGGAAAGCAAAUUGAAGACAUCAAAAAAAGGUUCAACAAGCUUGCAUUUGUUAGAUUGAGAUAUGGCAUUCAAUCUAUAGAUGAUGAGGAAUCUUCACAUGAAUGCUUGGCCUAUAAUGGAAGGAAAUAUCCCGUCGUUUACAGAGUCCAUAUAAUGGACUUCCAAAAUGAAGCUGAGGAGAUAGCAGAGAUUCUGAUGAGAGAUGAGCCUCGAGGACGGAUUGGUGUUGUUUCAAUUGUAGGAAUCGGCGGAUCAGGUAAGACCACCCUUGCUACUAAAAUUUACAACAGAAGGGAUAUUAAGAAACAUUUUGAUUGCCAUGCUUGGGUUUAUGUUUCAAAAGAAUUUAGAGUUGGAGAUCUUCUGCAGGCCACGCUAGAACAAAUUAUCGAGCUAACAGAUGUGGAGAAAAAUGAAUUGCAGUACUGGAAGGAGGGAGAAUUGGAGAAGUUUCUCUAUGAUAAUUUGAAAAAAAAGAGCUACUUAAUUGUGUUUGACAAUUUAUGGAGGCAAGAAGCUUGGGAUAGCUUAAAGAAGGCCCUUCCCACACCCCAAAAGGGCGAAAGAAGUCGAGUGUUGCUCACCACUCGCAAUCCAGAAGUAUCCAAGCAUGUAGAUCCAUUAAUCAAUCCCCAUAAGCUAUGUCUUUUGGAUGAAGUAAAGAGUCUAAAUCUCUUCACAACAACUGUCUUCCAACCUUCGGCGGGAGGAAGUGAAGACUCAAAUUUACCCAAAGAUAUUGGGGAUGUAGCAAAGAAAAUUGUUACCAAGUGUGAUGGAUUACCACUUUCCAUUGUUGUAUUGGGAGGCCUCUUAUCUACAAAAGGAAAGACAGUUGCUGUGUGGGAAAAAUUACUUGAGAGAGUGACUUGGCAUGGGAAUCAAGAUUCAAGUAAUUGGCCAAAGGUAUUAGCUCUGAGUUACACUGAAUUACCUUAUUACUUGAAGUCCUGUUUCCUUUAUUUUUGCCUUUUUCCCGACGGUUAUGAGAUCAAUUGUGAUAAACUGAUUCGAUUAUGGGUUGCUGAGGGAUUUUUGCAACCACGAGUGGAUGAAACUGUGGAAGAUGUGGCUGCUGAUUGCCUUGCAAAGCUAAUCCAAAGGAACAUGAUUCAAGUUGUGAGAUGGAGGUCUAACGACGCACCUGAAACAUGUUGUAUUCAUGGUUUACCCCGAGAUUUGGCAAUUUCAGAAGCCAAGAAAGAUAAAUUUCUCAACAUUUCUUGGAAUAACUGCUUGGAAUCUUCGAAAGGCUAUAGUCGGCUAGCCUUCCACCCUUGCAAUGGUAUGUAUGAUGAUAAUGACACAGCCACUACUCACCACAGCACAACUUCAAACCAUCUCUAUUCAUUUCUCUGUUUCACUGAAUACCCGCGUUCAAUCGAUGGACAGUUUGAACUACUAAGGGUGUUGGAUCUAGAGGGUGUACCAUGGAUUUCAACCCUACCUAAGGAAAUUGAAAAGCUCAUUUUUCUCAAGUACUUGAGCUUACGAAGAACCAAAAUUCAGAUUCUUCCAUCUUGGGUUGGCCACCUUCAGAACCUACAAACACUAGAUCUAUAUGACACCAAAGUAGUGUGCAUACCCAUUGCAAUAGUCAAGCUAGUUCAAUUAAGACAUCUUAUCUGUAUUAACAUUUUUGAUCAUAUGAUCAAAGAUGAGUUCAUUGUUGACACUGCUGGGGACAUUCACCAUCAUUCUCCUCCACCCAUCAAACUUCUAAAAAACCUCCAAACCCUAUGGAUUCAUGCAAGUAGUUGGAUGAUGGGUGGCCUUGAAAUGUUGACCAAUCUUAGAGAACUGAGGAUUAGAAGAAAUGGAGCACUCAAGGGGUCAUAUGGAGGUGGAUCAUUAUACUGGGCACUUGUCAGAUUGGUGCAACUUAGGGUCCUAUGGCUGGAACAACAUGACUGGUCCCCCUUGCUUCUCCCUUCAUUUUCAAAUCAUUUACAUCUCUAUGAUAUGGUGUUAAUUGGGGCUAUGAAGAAGCUACCUAAACAUAAUGAUUUCGCGCCUAAUCUCACUAGUUUACGCUUGGAUUCAUUGCAUCUAAUAGAUGAUCCAAUGGUAACACUUGAGAAGCUACCUAACUUGAGGCACCUCACCUUGGAUUGGUACUCUUUUAAUGGAGAUAAAAUGACUUGCUCUGCAAGAGGGUUUUCAAAACUUGAGUCAUUAUCUCUUGUUUGUUUACUGAAGUUAGAGGUAUGGAUGGUGGAAAAAGGAGCUUUGCCAAUGUUGAGGUUUUUAAAGAUCAAAAUGCUCUAUCAGUUGAAAAUGCUUCCAGAUGGCUUGAGACACAUAAGAACCCUUGCAGAACUCAUGAUAGUGAUGUCAAAGAAUUUCAAUGAAAGGGUGAAAGAAGGUGGAGAAGACUGGGAAAAGAUUAAACACAUAGCUUCCCUCAACACUAGGGAAGUAAACCAUAGGAGCCAGUACUCAAAAUCAGCAGCUACCCCCAGAACAGUUAAAACUUCUGAAGUCUUAGAUUAAGGAUUAGCUGAUAUUUCCUUUAAUUUACUUUUUCCUUUCCUCAGCUUUGUACCUUUGAGGAAAGUUCAUUAAGAAAUAGUUAAUAUUUCCUGUCAUUUACUU
This is a messenger RNA of Macadamia integrifolia, 2919 nucleotides long. RefSeq names its product putative disease resistance RPP13-like protein 3. The record is from RefSeq and is a predicted model, not a curated record. Gene Ontology annotation, molecular function: ADP binding. Bases 1 to 2817 code for a protein of 938 amino acids. Gene Ontology annotation, biological process: defense response to other organism. NCBI's taxonomy places the organism in Eukaryota, Viridiplantae, Streptophyta, Magnoliopsida, Proteales, Proteaceae. The transcript has a single exon.